GUGACACUGAGCGGGCGCAGGGGGCCGAGCCGGAGACGGUGCCUUGAGUUGGGGAGCGGCUACAGAAGGGGCAGAGACACUCUGAGCAGCCUCGUCGUGGCCUCUGCGUGCCUGCCGACUGACGGGGCGCCCCCUCCCCUGCUCCUCCGUGGCUGGUGAAGAGGCUGCGCGCUGCUCUUUGGGGAGGGGGUGUGUGGAGCCGGGUCCCGAGUCCGCAGAGACUGCUGUCGGGGGGUCGCCUGACCGCGGAGGUGUGGACAGACUCCUCGGGGGGUCGCGCCAGUAACGGGGUCCGGGUGUCUGGUGUGUGACCAUCCCAGGUCUAUUCUGGAUAGCAGGUUUUGUGAAGACAUUUAUUCUUUCUUGGACCUCAGAUUUACCAGACAUCUCAUGGGUUUGUGGAUGCACUUAGAUGUUUGCAAUGAGCACUGUGGCUGGCAUGCCCCAGUGUUUUGGAUACCAAUGCAUAGGACUCCAUAGUAAUCGAAUUUACCAGAGGCGAACGUCAUGAGCAUAGUCAUCCCGUUGGGGGUUGAUACAGCAGAAACGUCAUACUUGGAAAUGGCUGCAGGCUCAGAACCAGAAUCCGUAGAAGCUAGCCCUGUGGUAGUUGAGAAAUCAAACAGUUAUCCCCACCAGUUAUAUACCAGCAGCUCACAUCAUUCACACAGUUACAUUGGUUUGCCCUAUGCGGACCAUAAUUAUGGUGCUCGUCCUCCUCCAACACCUCCGGCUUCCCCUCCUCCAUCAGUUCUUAUUAGCAAAAAUGAAGUAGGCAUAUUUACUACACCUAAUUUUGAUGAAACUUCCAGUGCUACUACCAUCAGCACAUCUGAGGAUGGGAGUUAUGGUACUGAUGUAACCAGAUGCAUAUGUGGUUUUACACAUGAUGAUGGAUACAUGAUAUGUUGUGACAAAUGCAGUGUUUGGCAGCAUAUUGACUGCAUGGGGAUUGACAGGCAGCACAUACCCGAUACAUAUCUAUGUGAACGUUGUCAACCUAGGAGUUUAGAUAAAGAGAAGGCAGUGCUACUACAACGCCGGAAAAGGGAAAAUAUGUCAGAUGGUGAUACCAGUGCAACUGAGAGUGGUGAUGAAGUUCCUGUGGAACUAUAUACUGCAUUUCAGCAUACGCCAACGUCAAUUACAUUAACGGCUUCAAGAGUUUCCAAGGUUACUGAUAAAAGAAGGAAAAAAAGUGGGGAGAAAGAGCAAAAUAUUUCAAAAUGUAAAAAAGCCUUUCGUGAAGGAUCUAGGAAAUCAUCAAGAGUUAAGGGUUCAGCACCAGAGAUUGAUCCUUCAUCUGAUGGUUCAAAUUUUGGAUGGGAGACAAAAAUCAAAGCAUGGAUGGAUCGCUAUGAAGAGGCAAAUAAUAACCAGUAUAGUGAGGGAGUUCAGAGGGAGGCACAACGAAUAGCUAUGAGAUUAGGCAAUGGAAAUGACAAAAAAGAAAUUAGUAAAUCAGAUUUGAAUACUAAUAAUAUACUCUUCAAACCUCCUGUAGAGAGCCAUAUACAAAAGAAUAAGAAAAUUCUCAAGUCUGCAAAAGAUUUGCCUCCUGAUGCACUUAUCAUUGAAUACAGAGGGAAGUUUAUGCUGAGGGAACAGUUUGAAGCAAAUGGGUAUUUCUUUAAGAGACCAUACCCUUUUGUGUUAUUCUAUUCUAAGUUCCAUGGACUAGAGAUGUGUGUUGAUGCAAGGACUUUUGGGAAUGAGGCUCGGUUCAUCAGGCGUUCUUGUACUCCCAAUGCAGAGGUGAGACAUGAAAUUGAAGAUGGAACUAUACAUCUAUACAUUUAUUCUACACAAAAUAUUCCAAAGGGAACUGAAAUUACUAUUGCUUUUGAUUUUGAUUAUGGGAAUUGUAAGUACAAAGUGGAUUGCGCAUGCCUCAAAGAAAAUCCAGAGUGCCCUGUUCUAAAACGUAGUUCUGAAUCCACGGAGAACAUCAAUAGUGGUUAUGAGACCAGAAGGAAAAAAGGAAAAAAAGACAAGGAUAUUUCAAAAGAAAAAGAUACACAAAAUCAGAAUAUUACUUUGGAUUGUGAAGGAACAGCUAACAAAAUGAGGAGUCCGGAAACUAAACAGAGAAAGCUCUCUCCACUGAGACUUUCAGUGUCAAACAAUCAGGAACCUGAUUUUAUUGAUGAUAUAGAAGAAAAGACUCCUAUUAGCAAUGAAGUAGAAAUGGAGUCAGAGGAACAAAUUGCAGAAAGGAAAAGGAAGAUGACAAGAGAAGAAAGGAAGAUGGAAGCAAUUCUGCAAGCUUUUGCUAGACUUGAAAAAAGGGAGAAAAGAAGAGAACAAGCGUUGGAAAGAAUAAGCACAGCCAAAACUGAAGUUAAAACUGAAUGUAAAGAUGCACCAGUGGUCAGUGAUGCAGAGGUGAUUCAGGAGCAAGCAAAAGAAGAAACUGCUAGCAAGCCAACUCCUGCCAAAGUGAACAGAACUAAACAGAGAAAAAGUUUUUCUCGGAGUAGGACUCACAUUGGACAACAGCGCCGGAGGCACAGAACUGUUAGCAUGUGUUCAGACAUCCAGCCAUCGUCUCCUGAUAUAGAAGUUUCUUCACAACAAAAUGACAUUGAAAAUGCUGUACUUGCAGCAGAGCCUGAGGCAGAAACUCCACUAGCAGAGAUAAUUACCGAAACUGAAGUUCCAGCACUUAAUAAAUGUCCUACAAAGUACCCCAAAACAAAGAAGCACUUGGUCAAUGAAUGGUUAAGUGAGAAGAAUGAGAAGACAGGAAAACCUUCAGAUGGCCUUUCAGAAAGGCCUCUCCGAAUAACUACAGAUCCUGAAGUGUUGGCUACACAGCUCAAUUCCUUACCAGGCCUCACUUACAGUCCUCAUGUUUACUCUACUCCUAAGCAUUAUAUUCGAUUUACUUCACCAUUCCUUUCAGAAAAAAGGAGAAGAAAAGAACCAACAGAAACCACUUCUGGCUCAUGCAAGAAGCGAUGGUUGAAACAAGCACUGGAAGAAGAAAAUUCUACAAUUUUACAUAGAUUUCAUUCACCCUGUCAAGAACGUUCUAGAAGUCCUGCAGUCAAUGGUGAAAGUAAAAGUCCACUACUAUUAAAUGACAGCUGGUCCUUUCCAGAUUUAACCACACCACUAAAAAAACGAAGACUUUAUCAACUACCAGAUUCCGCUUACUCGGAGACCUCUACACCUACUCCAUCACCGUAUGCUACACCAACUCACCCAGACAUUACUCCUAUAGAUCCAUCAUUUGCCACUCCACCACGGAUAAAGUCAGAUGACGAAACUUGCAGAAAUGGUUAUAAACCUAUAUAUUCACCAGUUACCCCAGUAACUCCUGGCACACCAGGAAAUACGAUGCACUUUGAGAAUAUUUCUUCUCCAGAAAGUUCUCCAGAAAUUAAGAGACGCACUUAUAGUCAAGAGGGAUAUGACAGAUCUUCAACCAUGUUAACAUUGGGGCCUUUUAGAAAUUCUAACUUAACUGAACUGGGUCUUCAAGAAAUAAAGACUAUCGGUUAUACCAGCCCCAGGAGUAGGAAUGAAGUCAGCAGGCAGUGCCCUGGAGAAAAGGAUGCCAUGUCAGAUCUUCAACUGGGACUUGAUGCAAUUGAGCAAACUGCCAUACAUAAAAGCAUGGAAACACCUACACAUGACAGGACUGAGGCCAGUAGCCAACUGGAGUCUACCCACUCUGCACGAAGCAUGAUGUAUUCUUCCUGGGUAAAGAGUCCUGAUAGAACAGGCGUUAACUUCUCAGUAAACUCCAACUUGAGGGAUCUGACACCUUCACAUCAGUUGGAGGUUGGAGGAGGCUUCCGAAUAAGUGAGUCAAAGUGCCUGAUGCAGGAUGAUACUAGAAGCAUGUUUAUGGAAACAGCUAUGUUUUGUACUUCAGAAGAUGGGCUUGUAGCUGGUUUUGGACGGACAGUUAAUGAGAAUUUGAUCGACGGAAGUUGCACACCCCAGAAUCCACCACAGAAGAAAAAGGUUUCUCUAUUAGAAUACCGUAAGAGACAACGUGAAGCUAGAAAAAGUGGCUCUAAGGCAGAAAAUUUUCCACUGGUUAGUGUAUCGCCUCAUACAAGUGGAAACUUGAACCACCAUGGUGAUGGGUGUGCCAACACUAGUGAAAAUGGGGAGCAGGUAGAAAACACUGCUAGCCUUCCUUUACCAACACCAGCUGCUGCUUACAAUGUUGCUUCUGAAGAAACCAGCAAUAACUGUCCCGCUAAGGAAGCUUCUACUAGUGAGAAGAAUGAGCCAGAAGUUCAAUGGACUGCAUCUACGUCAGUUGAACAAGUGAGAGAAAGGAGUUACCAGAGAGCUUUACUUCUUAGUGAUCAUCGAAAAGAUAAAGAUAGUGGGGGAGAAUCACCCUGUAUCUCAUGUUCACCGAGUCAUGUUCAGUCUUCACCUUCAUCUCAUUCAAAUCACAUUCCCCAGUUGCAACCUAAGGGCCCAGUCCCUUCUUUCUGUGAACUUAUGGAAGACCCGGAUUCUGAAAAUCCGGAACUCACAACUACAAAUGAAUGUCCAUCCCCAGAUAUUUCUCAAAAGACUUGUAAAAGCCCUUCAAAAGUGAGCAAGCCUGGUUCACCUGGACCUGCUCAGUCACAUGGGAAAAUACCCAUAAAGCCAGAUCUCCACUGGGAAGCAACAGUUACUGCACCAGAAGCUGAGAAUGGUGUGCACCUAAAAACAGAGCUCCAACAAAAACAGCUAUCAAAUAAUACUCAAGCACUUUCAAAAAGUCAUCCUCCUCCACCACACCCUCGAAGUUCAUCUGAGCAACUGUCACAAAAGCUGCCUUCUGCACCAAUGAAGUUGCACUGUCCUCCUUCACCUCACUUAGAAAACCCUCCAAAGUCCUCCACGCCUCACACACCUGUACAGCAUGGUUACCUUUCACCAAAGCCUCCUUCACAGCAGUUAGGAUCUCCCUACAGGCCUCAUCAUUCACUGUCACCUCAAGUUGGAACACCUCAGCGAGAGUCUCAGAGAAAUUUUUAUUCAGCAGCACAGAACCUUCCAGCCAAUACGCAGCAGGCAACUUCUGGAGCAUUAUUUACACAGACACCCUCAGGACAAUCUUCAGCAACAUAUAAUCAGUUUAACCAACAAAAUUUGAACAGCACGGCACCACCCCCUCCACCCCCUCCGCCUCCUUCUUCAUCUUACUACCAAAACCAGCAGCCCUCUGCAAACUUUCAGAAUUACAGUCAGCUCAAAGGUAGUCUUUCCCAACAAACUGUGUUUACAUCGGGACCAAAUCAAGCACUUCCUGGCACCACGAGCCAGCCGACAGUUCCAGGACACCAUGUUACUCCAGGGCAUUUUUUGCCAUCUCAGAAUCCUACUAUUCAUCAUCAAACUGCUGCUGCUGUCGUUCCACCCCCUCCUCCACCACCACCUGCCCCAGGACCACACCUUGUACAACAGCCAAAUUCCCAUCAACAACACUCUGUAGCACAUGUAGUAGGGCCUGUCCAUGCUGUGGCUCCUGGGUCACACAUUCAUUCUCAAACUGCUGGGCACCAUUUACCACCACCUCCUCCACCUCCUGGUCCUGCUCCUCAUCACCAUCCACCCCCACAUCCCUCCACAGGACUCCAAGGUCUACAAGCACAACACCAGCAUGUUGUAAAUUCAGCACCUCCACCACCACCUCCACCUCCACCAUCCAGUGUUUUGGCUUCUGGGCAUCAUAGCACAUCAGCUCAAACCUUACACCAUCCUCCUCAUCAAGGACCUCCUCUGUUUCCUUCAAGUGCUCAUCCAGCUGUUCCACCAUAUCCCACACAAGCUACACAUCACACCACUCUGGGACCGGGACCCCAACACCAGCCUUCUGGAACAGGGCCACAUUGUCCAUUACCAGUCGCAGGUCCUCAUCUCCAGCCCCAAGGACCAAACAGUAUUCCAACGCCUACUGCUUCAGGGUUCUGUCCUCAUCCUGGCUCUGUGGCCCUGCCACAUGGGGUUCAAGGACCUCAGCAGGCAUCUCCAGUGCCUGGACAGAUUCCAAUCCACAGAGCACAGGUGCCACCAACAUUUCAGAACAAUUAUCAUGGUUCAGGGUGGCAUUAA
Messenger RNA from Elephantulus edwardii (Cape elephant shrew), 6075 nucleotides. RefSeq names its product lysine (K)-specific methyltransferase 2E (gene KMT2E). The record is from RefSeq and is a predicted model, not a curated record. The coding region runs from base 508 to 6075 and encodes 1855 amino acids. The transcript has 27 exons. Gene Ontology annotation, molecular function: protein binding. NCBI's taxonomy places the organism in Eukaryota, Metazoa, Chordata, Mammalia, Macroscelidea, Macroscelididae.